AUGCAGUAUAUCAUAUUUUGUUGUGUCUUAUAUCUUCUUGUUUUACAACAAGCAAUGAGUACUGCAUCAUUCGCUUCGUUCCUUCGAACUUCUGAUCUCGAAGCAACAAAACCAUAUUCUGGCAGACAUUUGCGGGCUCCACUUAUGGGUCGAUCACUACUAUCAUCGUUCGCUGAUGAUGCCUAUUCUAUUUCAAAUGAGACCAAUGAUGUAGAUGAAUUAGCAAAAUCCAACAGGCAGCGUCUACUUUUGGCAUUAUCAAAUCAAAAAAGAAUGAUCGUUUUGAAUUUUAUUGGAGAUAAAGAUGUUGAUGAAAAGUUCUAUGGUAAAAUGUUAGCAAAACGUUUAGUUGCUCAAUCGAGUACUUCUGAAGAUUAUAAACAACUGAUGAUCUCAAAGUUAAGAGUAAAUACAACUAUCAUCAUAAAUCGAUAUUACCAUUUUUUUUCUUUGGCCAGACAGCAUACGGUUUUCCAUUUACGAAUGCUUCAAGAUAAUGAUGUUAGUAAAAAUUUAACUCGUGAAUAUCGAACGUAUUGUAAAGAAAAAGAUGCCGAAGAUAUGGUGUUGAAGUCAAGAGUCGGUAGUUUCACAGGUUUUUAUACUGACCGUCAAAGUGGUCGAAAAUUAAUAUGGCUUCAUUAA
Messenger RNA from Rotaria socialis, 645 nucleotides. The record is from the annotation of a GenBank genome assembly. NCBI's taxonomy places the organism in Eukaryota, Metazoa, Rotifera, Eurotatoria, Philodinida, Philodinidae.